Messenger RNA from Bemisia tabaci, 1182 nucleotides. Lineage: Eukaryota; Metazoa; Arthropoda; Insecta; Hemiptera; Aleyrodidae. The record is from RefSeq and is a predicted model, not a curated record.
CAUAAAUACGUCCAUUUCUUAUGCAGCUUGCACGCGAACACCCCAUAUUUCCACUUGCACAAAGUUCCUUUUACCAUGAAUACGUCCACUUGACGGUUGCAGACGUUGAUGGAGUGUCAGGACGUCGGGUUCCGCCUGGCCGACGAGAUCUACGCUAAGACGACCUUCUUCACGGCCUACAGACCCUCCCUCCGGAUCGGGCAAAUGCUCCAACUGAACGGCAAAGACGUGAUCGAACCGCCGACCACAAUGCCCAUCGGCUUCCCGCUAGGUGACGACCUCACGCCCGAUUCCCCGCGGAUUAUGCCCUUCGUCGAGGACCUGGACCCUCUUCACCACGAGAUCGACGUCUUCGUCGCCAACGGCUGCCUUCCCGAUGACGGCGGUGCCGUCGCUGCGCUUCGGGAGUACGUCACAUGUAACGACGUCAUGCUCUGCAUCUUCGCCGACCCCGCGCACACCGUCAAUGAUCUGCUCCCGGUUGUUGGAGGAGCUUUGGACAGGGUGAGGAGGAUUCACGGAGAGCAGCACAAGUGGAGUGGCAGGCUCCGCCGCAGCUUUCAGAGCCGCAAGGGGAUGCCCCCCGAGGACCGGACCCCUCCCAUCCAGGAGCUGAAGAAAUUCGUGAAGCUGAUGAUGAACAAACUCCUGGACCCGUGCACCCUCCUCGCACACACCUCCACCCCGCAGGAACGAACCACCAUCAACAACACCUGCAGGUCGUUCUGCAACUUCAUCAGCCUGGCAGUGGACCUCCUGGGCACCUGCUCCGUCCGCGACUGCACGAGCAUCAAGGACGGCGUUUGCGACCGCCGCGGCGUCUGCAUCUGCGGCCGGACGCUCGGGAUGACGUCUAACCCGAUCUGCCGACGCCCGGUCAAACUCCUCUUCUGUAACAAUCGCUUCAGGUUGAAGAUGAACAGGGUCGAGUACGACAGGUCGCCGAAGAAGGACCGACAACCGUUUUCACCUGUACCGGAGGAGGCGCCUUUGUCUCUCGGGCAUUUUAGUCAUAUUAACCCCAUGCAGUGGGCGGUGAUGAUGAGAGGCAAUCGGAAUAGGACACCGAGUCGUAGCCAGUCUCCGAGCUCUGGGAAAAGCUCGGGUGGUAGCUCUGGCCCUAGCGCUGGCAGUAGCCCAAGUGUUAGUGAUAGCCCUGGUGCGAAGGAUACACACUGUUAA